AUGCUUUUAGCACGUCUUGCGACUAGAAAUUGCAGAAGGGCAUUCUCAGCAGAUCCAGGUAGCCAUUUUCUUGAAUAUGUGGACCUAAAAAGUCGAAAUGGAGAGGUUAACAAAGAGAAAUUCAGAAAUGAGGUAUGGAGGUUUCUAGAAACAUGUUUCUGACAUUAUGGUCAUGUAUUUUAAUUAAACAUUUGCGUGACAAGUUUAAUUUUAGGCUGUUCUUGUUUAUUUCUCCGCCGGAUGGUGUUCAACUUGCAAAGAACUGACCCCGAAGAUCAAGGUAAUCCUUGGUUAUUCAUUUGUUUAUUUUUUAGAAAUUCUAUGAAAACACCAAGGAUCAGGGCCUUGAUGUUGUGUGGGUAUCCAGAGACCGAUCUGCUGAUGACCAAAUCGAAUAUUAUGAACAACAACUCCCUCCAUGGCCUUAUGUCCCAUUCGGGACCAAAGACAUUAGGUAUGUGCUUGGACGGCAGUGUGUGACAUUAGUUAGUUUUUUCACUAAGGGUUUCUCAAUUUAGAGGCUUCUUGAAACUGUUCGAAAUCAAGACUAUACCAACGUUAAUGUUGGUGGAUAAAGAAGGGAAAGUAGUGGAUGAUGGAGCCAGGGUGAAGGUCGAAAAGAGCUACGAAAGCCCUGACGAAUCAUUAAAGGUCCUCAGCAAAUGGCGAAAGCAACUCGGGUUACAGUAA
This is a messenger RNA of Bursaphelenchus xylophilus (pine wood nematode), 690 nucleotides long. The record is from the annotation of a GenBank genome assembly. Lineage: Eukaryota; Metazoa; Nematoda; Chromadorea; Rhabditida; Aphelenchoididae.